Messenger RNA from Saccoglossus kowalevskii, 487 nucleotides. RefSeq names its product rotatin-like. Lineage: Eukaryota; Metazoa; Hemichordata; Enteropneusta; Harrimaniidae. Gene Ontology annotation, biological process: centriole-centriole cohesion; ciliary basal body organization; centriole replication. Gene Ontology annotation, cellular component: centrosome; ciliary basal body; centriole. The record is from RefSeq and is a predicted model, not a curated record.
GUACAACGCUUUGUGAAAUUAUAAAGAAAAUUUUUAAUUAAAUUGUUUUUCGAUAUAAUUUCAGCAUUCUUCGGCUGCUGGCAUAUUUUUGGAGAUUGGUGGUGUUGAGUUCAUGUCACAGCUGAGACCAACCAGUGAACCGGAGUUGCAGAUAAUAAUAGACAAAAUACUGGAAAACAUGUUAACAUUACCAGAUGUUGGGGAAAUGCAACAUAAAGCUGAGUGUAUCUACCACAAACAUUUACCAUCUAAAGAUGAUGUAUCAAGUAGAAGUGAUGCGAAGAGUUCUGAGCAGAAAGAUACUAGAAUACACCAUGAACAUAUAACUCAAACACAGAAUAGACCGACCUAUGAUAUAGAAGAACCACAAGUGGGUUACUUUGUACAUCAGUCACACCAACAAUCAAUCAAUGAACUUUCAGCGAAUCAACAACUACAGUUACAAACAUCACAGGGGCCUGGAUGGAAGAAGAAAGAGUUUAGAUAA